This is a messenger RNA of Dromiciops gliroides (monito del monte), 963 nucleotides long. Its product is annotated as olfactory receptor 5M8-like. The record is from RefSeq and is a predicted model, not a curated record. Gene Ontology annotation, biological process: sensory perception of smell; G protein-coupled receptor signaling pathway. Gene Ontology annotation, molecular function: odorant binding; G protein-coupled receptor activity; olfactory receptor activity. Gene Ontology annotation, cellular component: membrane. The transcript has a single exon. Bases 1 to 963 code for a protein of 320 amino acids. Lineage: Eukaryota; Metazoa; Chordata; Mammalia; Microbiotheria; Microbiotheriidae.
AUGGGUGGGAACAUCACCAUAAACCCUGAGUUUGUUCUCUUGGGAUUAACUCAUCGCCCAGAGCUUCAGGUCCUGUUCUUUGUCCUAUUUCUAAUCAUCUACCUCAUCACUGUGGUGGGGAACUUUGGGAUGAUGGUGUUAGUGAGAAUCACUCCCAAGCUUCACACACCCAUGUACUUUUUCCUGAGUCACUUGUCUUUUGUGGACCUCUGUUUCUCCUCCAAUGUGAGUCCAAAGAUGCUGGAGACAUUCAUAGUGGAGAAGGCCACCAUCUCCUACUCAGCCUGCUUGGUGCAGUGUUACCUUUUCAUUGCUUUGGUCCAUGUGGAAAUCUACAUCCUGGCAGUGAUGGCCUUUGACCGCUACAUGGCCAUCUGCAAUCCUCUGCUCUAUGGAAGCAAGAUGUCCCCCACUGUCUGCACUUCUCUCAUCUCUGUGCCCUAUAUCUAUGGCUCCCUCACAGGCCUCAUGGAGACCAUGUGGACCUAUAGCUUAUCAUUCUGUGGCCCCAAUGAGAUUAACCAUUUCUACUGUGCUGACCCUCCCCUCAUCAAACUAGCCUGUUCUAGUACUUACAGAAAAGAAACAUCAAUGUUUGUGGUGGCUGGGUUUAACCUCACCUUUUCCCUGCUCAUCAUUCUCAUCUCCUAUAUGAACAUUCUCCCAGCUAUCUUCAGGCUUAGCUCUUCAGAGAGUAGGCACAAAGCCUUCUCUACCUGCGGGUCCCACCUGACAGCUGUCACUAUAUUCUAUGCAACACUCUUCUUCAUGUACCUGACACCACCCUCUGAGAAGUCUGUGGAAAGAGGGAAAAUGGUGGCUGUGUUUUAUACCACAGUGAUCCCCAUGUUGAACCCCGUGAUCUAUAGCUUGAGGAACAAAGAUGUUAAAGAAGCCUUAAGCAAAGAACUCUUCAGAAAAGAACUUUCUAAACAAAUCUUAGUGUUCAGUUGUCUAAAAUGA